Molecule: messenger RNA, 570 nt
Organism: Quercus lobata
Lineage: Eukaryota; Viridiplantae; Streptophyta; Magnoliopsida; Fagales; Fagaceae
Product: protein ASPARTIC PROTEASE IN GUARD CELL 2-like
Exons: 2
Coding region: 1-570 (189 amino acids)
Biological process (GO): proteolysis
Molecular function (GO): aspartic-type endopeptidase activity
Source: RefSeq, a predicted model, not a curated record
AUGAAACGCAAUGCCAAAAGGGUGGCAAAUCUUAUCCACCAACUAGAUGAAGAUGGAGUUUACUAUCCAGAGGUGGAGCGUUUUAAGGAAGAUGUAAGUUCAGACUUGGGGAGUGGAGAGUCUUUCAUUCCAAUAGGGCUUGAAAGUAUUCAGCUGCCAAUUCAUGAAGAUGUUUUUCAAAUACCAAAAUUUGGUCAUAGAGGGGUGAUUAUGGAUACGGGCACCGUGAGUAGCUUCCGGAAGGUGGCUUAUGAAGCGUUAUGUGACGCUUUUGUUGCGAAAACCACGAAUGUCCCUCGGCUACCUGGAGUAGAAAUGUUCGACACAUGUUAUAAUUUGUCUGGGUUUGUAUAUCGUAUACCGAUCAUAUCGUUCUAUUUCUCAAGUGGGACAGUUGUGAACAUCCCACCAAAUUACUUUUUAAUUGUUGCAGAUGGGGGAAUUUCUUGUCUUGCAUUUGCUUCAUCCUUUUCUGAUUUAUCUAUUAUUGGAAACGUCCAACAAAAACAAAUACAGAUUACAAUUGAUACAGCUUCUAUCUCUGCAGGAUUUGGUCCCAACAAUUGCUGA